AUGGGCUCAAUCGCAGUAACCGAUGCUUUGUUCGAACCCACUCGCUUGGGAAGUCUUUCCCUCAAGCAUCGUGUCGUUUUGGCGCCAUGCACACGACUGAGAGCAACCAAAGAGUCAGAGGGCGUCUACGUUCCGAACGACCUCAAUGUUGAAUAUUAUUCCCAAAGAGCCUCAGAAGGAGGAUUCCUAUUGACAGAAGCCACUCCAAUCAGCAGAUAUGCUGCUGGAUACCCAGGAGCCGCAGGCAUUUUCACCGAAUCCCAGAUUGCAGGUUGGAAAAAGGUGACAGACGGUGUGCAUGCCAAGGGAGGAUACAUCUACUGUCAAUUGUGGCAUGUUGGCCGAGCCACUCUCUCGGAUUUCCUUGAGGGAAGGCAAGUUCUAGGUGCGAGUGAUAUCCCGAUCAGUGGCAACGCAUUCAAUGGCACGGAGUACGCAUCAUCUCCACCCAGAGCUAUGACUGCGGAGGAGAUCAAGGACACAGUGCAAGAAUAUGCCAGCGCCGCACAGCGGGCUCGUGAAGCCGGGUUUGAUGGAGUCGAGAUUCACGGUGCCAACGGAUAUUUGCUCGAUCAGUUCCUCCACGACAAUGUCAACACUCGCACGGAUGAAUAUGGCGGCACAAUCGAGAAGAGAUCCCGAAUCGUCCUGGAGGUCAUUCAAGCAGUCACUGCUGCCAUUGGUGCCGAUAGGGUGGGAAUUCGACUUUCUCCCUACAACUAUUUCCAGGAUACGCGCGACUCCAACCCCAGCGUCAACUGGCAGAAGCUGUGUUCGUUGAUCGCUGGACUUCCUGCAGAGUCUCGGCCCUCCUAUGUGCACAUGAUCGAGCCUCGCUUCGAUGAAGUUUUGGAGGAAGAUGCGAAGAUUGAUUCGCUUGCCUCCGAAAAACCAUCCCUGGAUAUGUUCCGCCCCACCUUGAAGAAGGGAGGCAUCUCGUUCCUUGCGGCUGGAAACUUCAACCCCGAUAACGCGGGUGGUAAACUGGCAACCGACGGCGCCGAUGCUAUUGUUUUCGGUCGCUACUUUAUCUCCAACCCGGAUUUGCCACGCCGCUUGAAAGAAGGCUUGCCCUUGACUCCGUAUGACCGCACCACAUUCUAUGGCGCCGAUCCCGCCGAGAAGGGAUACACCGAUUAUCCAUUCUACAAGAAUUAA
Penicillium olsonii is the source of this 1158-nucleotide messenger RNA. Lineage: Eukaryota; Fungi; Ascomycota; Eurotiomycetes; Eurotiales; Aspergillaceae. The record is from the annotation of a GenBank genome assembly.